AUGGCGACGGAUGUUUGCCGACCACCGAUCUCCGGUGGUCCUAUGGAUGCUCGGCGUUCUUCCACAAGCUUGUUUCAUGGCACAUCGAAGUCACUUUCCGCAUCUCCACCGGCAUUUGGUGAUAUCCCGACAAGUUUUAUCCAAGGAAAAGGUGUACUAGAAGAAGAUCCAUCGUCCAAUAUUCUGAAGAACAAAGACCUCUUUAGAGUUAGGGAGCUGGCAACUUCUGAGGUUGCUUCAAUCUCUCCUGAAAAUGAUCCUGUUUUUUCUGAUAUUCAAAUCUCUGUCAGAAGCGAUUCUGAAAUUUUAAUUGCUGAUAACAACAAGGGAGUUCAAGAUAAGGAGAAUUCAAAAUCUGUAAUUCUGAAUAAUUCUGUUAAUGAAGGAAUUAGAAACCAAGGUUCAAUUGAUCUGGAAAAUGUUCGUGUAUGCAACAAUGGAGAGCUUGGCUCUUGCAAGGAAACAGUUAAUGUUAUGGAUGAAAGAAAUCCGCCGAUCUUACAUCAAAAUUCUUGGGCAAAAAAAGAACAUAUAAAAGUAUCUCACUUAGAAUUUGGUGAGUUCAGAUCUGAAGAUGGUAUCUCCGUUAAGCUCAAUGUAGACAAGGUAAAGGAAAAUUCAAAAAAGCUACAAAAUUCCAUUGUUAUCAAAGUGUUUGGCAGCAAAAUUCCUUUCCCUGUGGUCAGUACAGAACUUAGAAGGCAAUGGACUCCUUAUGGGAAAUUCCACUUAACAAUGUUAGGAAUGGAUUGGAUACUUUGUUCAUUCUACAAUAAUGAAUCCUUGGAAGCUGUUUUCAAUAACGGACCUUGGUUUGUUAAUGGGAAAAUAAUUGGUAUGGAUAAAUGGUCUCCUAAUUUUGAUCCUUCCUCCUUAAAAGGGUUGAGUGCGCCAAUUUGGAUAAGGCUUCCAAAUCUACCUCUCCUUCGUUGGGAUGAAAUUAAUAUAUGUAGAAUUGCUUCUACAAUUGGUCAGCCCCUAAUGAUUGAUGGUAAUCUUUUUCAAUGGGGAAGAAGGGAGUUUGGUAGAGUUUGUGUUCGUAUCAAACUAGACAUUGCAUUACCAAAAGGAACUUGGGUUGAAAGCAGCUCGGGCAAGUUCUAUCAAAAAUUUGAAUAUGAAAGAAUCCCGGAAUUUUGUUUCUGCUGUGGCAAAAUUGGUCAUGAUAAGUCCAAUUGUUCUUUUAACUCAUCUGUUACUAAUUCUGUUUCUAAUAAGGAAGGGGAUCCUCCAAAGAAUACUGAAGAAAUUACCUUUAACAACAAGGUGUCUAAAGAAGCAGAAAAAGAUAAUUUUGGAUAUGGACCUUGGUUGCAGGUUAACUAUGGCAAGAAGAGGAAUUUGUACAAGAAUCAAGGCUUUAAAGAUAAAGUAGUUGAUGGCAACAAUAUUCCAGAUUCUGUUUCAAAAAAACAAAUAUGGAAGGAAGUAGAAGCAUUGGAAGUUCCAAAUAAAGUGGUGCAAUUUGCUACUUUGGAAGGAGUCCAGGAAGAUCCUAUUAACGAAUCUGUUUGUUUACAGCAUUCUGAAAUCUCUUCAAAAAUCAUCUUGGAUAAAAGGUCAAAUGUUCAUAACUCUUCUUUUAUCUCUUCUAACAAAUUCAAUUUGCUAGAUGAUAUUAGCGAGGAAGGAGAAAUCAUUUCAGCUGAAUUGGUUGAUGAUCUUGCUUGUAAAAUUCUGGAAGAAGUUUCUAAUAAUUCAGAUAAAGGAAUUAUCAACAAGGAAGAUCUUUCAAAUGGCUUAUCAGGGGGCAUUCUUGUAUUAUGGAAAGGCAACUUUGCUUCUUUUAAAAUUUUAGAUUCGUCUUCCCAAUUCAUUGUGGGGGAUUUGGAGAUUCUCAACAAAGGAACUUGGAGAAUUGCUUCUAUCUAUGGAAGCAAGGAUGUUUAUAGAAGAAGAUUGCUUUGGGAAAGAUUGGAAUUCUUUACUAACAAAGAUAUCCCUAUGGUGAUAGGAGGAGAUUUUAAUUGCAUUCUUUCAAGUGAAGAUAAAAGGGGAGGGAAAAGAUUUAAACUUUCCCAAGGACCCAAGGAGAUGAAAACAUUUCUAGCUAACAAUGAUUUACAUGAAGUUGGUUUCGUAGGACCAAAAUUCACUUGGUGCAACAACAAGCAAGGGCCAGAAUGCAUCCUUGAAAGAUUAGAUAAGUGUUUUAUAAACCCAGCUGUUGUUUCUUCGUCUAAUCUUCUUUGUGUUAAGCAUUUAGCAUGUGUGGCUUCGGACCAAUGUCCAAUUGUCUUGAACCUUAUGGUUUAUCAUAAUAAGGAGAAGAUUUUAAGAUUUGAGGAUGUUUGGGCUCAAAACAAAGCUUCUAUGGCUGUGGUUAACAAAGUAUGGAAAAAGAAGUAUAGAGGGAACGCUGCCAACAUAUUGAAUAGUAAAAUGAAAGAUUCUCUCAAAUCCCUUUUCUAUUGGAGCAAAUCAAAAAUGCAGAAUUUACUUUCUCUUAAGAAUGAUCUUUUAUUUCAAAUUGAAAAUCUUCAAAAGAAAGAGGCUAAUGAAGGAUGUCUUUCGAUUGAUGAAAGCUGGAAGCUUAAAGCUUUAGUGGGAGAAUUUAACUCAACUCUUGCCAAACUUGAUACUUGGUGGAAACAAAGAGCAAAGGUGAAAUGGAUGGUGGAAGGAGACCGAAACUCUAAAUUCUUUCAAUCAUUUGCUUCUUCGAGAAGGAAUUCUAACUUUAUUUCCAAGAUUAAAAAUGAUGUUGGUGAAGUAGUAGAAGAACAAAAGCUUAUUGUAAAUGUUUUCUUAAAACAUUUUCAGGAUAAAUGGAAGCUCCGAAGAUGUAUUUUGGAAGAUCGGCCUUCUUCAUGGUGCUGUCUAAAUGAGGAUGAUAAAACUGCUUUAAACAAACCCUUCUCUAUUGAAGAAAUGGAAAUUGUUAUCAAAAACAGUGGUAACAAUAUCUCUCAAGGUCAAGAUGGCAUCACAUUUUCCUUCUUUAAAGCUUAUUGGGAAAUUAUCAAACUUGAUCUUUGGAAUGCUAUUAAAGAAUUCUUUGAAAAUGCUGUAAUGGAUCCUAAAUGGAAAGAAACAAUUGUUGUUCUUAUUCCAAAAAUCAAUAAUCCAUUAUCUCCUUCUAAUUAUAGACCAAUUAGCCUUUGUAAUUCGGUCUAUAAAUUGGUGGCUAAAAUCCUAAUGAAUAGAAUGGCUCCCUAUAUCUCUAAAUUGAUUUCUUAUGAACAAGUAGCUUUUAUCAAAGGAAGAUCUCUUAAUGAUCAUGUGUUGAUUGCCCAAGAAGUUAUUCAUAAACUAAGGAAUUCUAAAUCUUCAAAAGGCUUUGUGGUUUUCAAAAUUGAUAUGGAACAAGCCUAUGAUUCCAUGGGUUGGACAACCUUGGAAAAAGAUUUGCAUUAUUUCGGUUUUCCAGAAUUCUUCUCAAAGCUGAUUUUAAAUUGUAUUCAAAGUUCCAAAUUCUCUAUUUCUAUAAAUGGUAGCUUAUCUAAAUGGAUUGAAGGUCAAUGUGGCUUUAGACAAGGUUGCCCCUUGUCUCCUUUUCUAUUCAUCAUUUGUGCUCAAUUACUUUCUAAUGCCUUCAGACAAAAAGGUGAUGAAUUGGGAAUUCGAAUUUCUUCAAAUGGGCCUUCCAUAUCUCACUUAUUAUAUGCUGAUGACGUGAUCAUAUUUUCAGAAGCUACAUUGAAGGCUACCAAACAAAUUAAAAAAAUCUUGGAUAAUUUCUGCAGUUGGACAGCUUUGAAGAUGACUAACAUAUGGGGAAGUAAGAUGAUUUCUUUGGCUGGAAAAAUUCUUUUAGCUAAAACAGUUUUGCUCUCAUUCACCACCUUUCAUUGUACCAACUCUCUUGUGCCUAAGAGUAUUCUAGAUGAGGUGGACAAAAUUUGUAGAAAUUUUAUUUGGAACAAAUCUAAUGGUGAUUAUGGAAUACACUAUGUUAAUAGGUUAACUAUGUGUUUAGCAACCAAAUGGGGAGGUAGAGCUCUUCACUCUUGUUCUACUAAACUUGGCCCAAUAAGAUCCAAAUUGACAUGGAAAUAUUUAUAUGAGAAAGAUUCAUUUAUUCACAAGGUAUUCUUCCCCAAAUAUGGAAAUCUACUUGAAAAGGUAGAUUUGAAAAAUUCUUGCUCUAAUUCAUGGAAAAUCUUGAAGUCCGGUGGUAAAUCAUUAUUGCCAUUUAUUAGAUGGAAGGUGGCAAACGGCAUUGACAUUGAUGUAUAUAAAGAUACAUGGAUUUUAGAUAAAAGUUUGAAUAAGUGGCCAACAUUCAUUUCCCCUAUAGAAGAUGACAUAUUUUCUGUUUCGAACUUUAUAGAGAAUGGUAGAUGGAAUGUGGAUCAAAUGAGAAAGAUUAUGGGUGAAGAUCUUGUAAAUUUGAUUUUACAAACCAUUAACCCGUUAGAUCAAGAAGAUGAUAAAAUGGAGCUAUUACUUCAGGGCAAUGGUAAAUCUUUAUCAGCCAUGGUUUUUGAAAAUUCGGUGAAACACAAUCCUACGGCUUACUACUGUAGUUGGAUAAAAAAUGCAAAACUCAAUCCAAAGGUGGAGACUUUUUGGUGGAGGAUCUUUAAUAACGCAUUAGCUACCAAUGAUUUCCUGGAACAUAGAAAAUUUCAAAGGAUAAAUCUUUGCCCAAGGAACUGUAAUGUUGCUGAAAAUAGAGAUCAUUUGACUACUAAUUGUCAAAAGCUUAAGGAAGUUAUUUCUAAAAUUAAAGAAUGGGGAUUUUCAUUCAAAGAAUAUCAUACAUUGCAAGAUUGCUGUAAGGAUCUUUCUUCUCUAAAUCCCUUCAUGAUCAAUCUCUAUUGCUCAAUGGUUUUCUUAACAUGGAAGUCCAGGAAUAAUCUUCUCUAUAACGAAAAGGAUGAUAGCACAUUGUUUAUAGCUUCAAAUGCAAUAAGCUUUGCUUCAAUCUCUAUCCAAGGAAUUAGUAAAUUCUCGGGUAUAUGGGAUGUCAACCAACCUUCAAGGUUGUCUUUAUCUCAUUGGUACCCCCCUCCACCCGAUUGGCAUAAAGUGAAUGUGGAUGCUACUCUUCUAUCCAAUUACAAAGCUGGAAUUGGAGGUAUUUUUCGUGAUCAUAAAGGAAGAUUCCUUCUUGCUUUUGGUAAACCGUAUAUACAUUGGGAUAUCUAUUCUUUGGAACUAUUUGCUACUCAACACAUUAAAGAAGAAAUGAAGGAUUGGAUGUUUAAAUUCAAAGGCAUAAUCAUAGAAGGAGAUAAUCAUAAUGUUAUGGAAUUCUUGAAGCUUUCUUAG
This is a messenger RNA of Dendrobium catenatum, 5217 nucleotides long. RefSeq lists its product as uncharacterized. NCBI's taxonomy places the organism in Eukaryota, Viridiplantae, Streptophyta, Magnoliopsida, Asparagales, Orchidaceae. The record is from RefSeq and is a predicted model, not a curated record. Gene Ontology annotation, molecular function: zinc ion binding; nucleic acid binding. Bases 1 to 5217 code for a protein of 1738 amino acids. The transcript has 4 exons.